AUGAUAUGCGACGAAGACUUCAUAUCAUCGUCGUUAGAUAGUACGCCAAGUGAAAACUUAGUCAUCUCUUGGCAAACUGAUAUUCAACCUGCAGUCAAGCAUCGCAUCAAUCCUAAUUCACGAUUGUGGUCAAAGGAAAUUCAGUUGGAUGCUUGUGAUCGAUUUAGUCUUUCAACACUUCUUGACUUUAUGAACAUGAUUCGGAAUUUGUCAUCGACUUACGUAAAAAACAAUUGCACAACUUCUAGUGCAGUUGGAGUGGACCACAGUUUCUUGAGUCUCCCUUCCAGUGUUUGUCUGGACAAAAGUUUACUGAAAUUGCAUUAUCCUCUCAGCGAUUAUGGCUCAGUGCAUGAUAUUCUGCGUCAAAAAGGUAGUGGUUUGUGCGAAAAACUGGUAUGUGCCAUUAUGGGCCGAGUAGUAUUGUGCCUUGACCAGUUGCAUAACAGUGGUUUACUUCAUCGAGGCUUAUGUUCAAAACAUCUACUUAUACGAAAAAUAUUGGACUCCAACCCAAAAUCUCAUAAAGUGACCGUGGUACUAUGUGGCUUGGGAAGUAUGGCACAACUACCGCCAUCCUGGAGCACUGUGGCACGAAACGAUCUGCCAUUCCUUUAUGUUGCUUGGCGUGGUUGGAGGUUACAUGAGUCAUCAAACUGUGAAUCAUAUAGCCACCCAGUAGCGUGGUACAGCCCAGAAUUAUUGGCGCAAGAUUUUACAGGAUAUUCAUGGUCUUCAGAUGUAUACAGUUUGGGUCUUAUUUUGUACGAAAUGUUCACUGGUCAACCACCGUACACAAGAUGUCCCCCUUCGCUUAUAUUACUAAAGAAAAUACUACACCUAGAUUUCCCUCAACUCCACAAUGAAAUCAAUCCACCUAGUACUGAAAUGCAAGCAAUCUACGAAGCUUGUACACAUUAUGAUCCCCAAAAACGUCCAUCUACAAAAGAUUUACUAGGUAUGUCAUGGAUACAACAAGGAUUAAACACAGUUAUUACGACUGGCGAGUUAGAUUCUUUACAUUGA
This is a messenger RNA of Schistosoma turkestanicum, 1026 nucleotides long. NCBI's taxonomy places the organism in Eukaryota, Metazoa, Platyhelminthes, Trematoda, Strigeidida, Schistosomatidae. The record is from the annotation of a GenBank genome assembly.